AUGAUUAUAAAGCUCCCGAAUGAUUGUCUCGAUCAAAUUAUUAGGUAUUUGGUUGAAAAUGCUUGUUCAUUAUAUUCAUGUUUAUUAGUGAAUAAACAAUGGGCUGCCGUUACUGUUCCUAUUUUAUGGACUAAUCCUUGGAAAUAUGAAAAACCUUCUAAAGAUGAGAUUGAUGAAACUUUUUGGCCAUUAAUUAUCAAAGCUGUUUAUUCUUGCUUCUCACCCGAUACAAAAGAUUUAUUUAGGAAAAACGGUUUAGAUUUAACUUUAGAAGGUUGUGUUACUCCUAUGUUCAACUAUGUUCGUUAUUGUCAACAUUUAUCUCCUGAAAUAAUUGAUCAAUUAACUCAUGAGAGAUCUUUUAAUGAACCGCGUGGUGAUAUUUAUCGUACAUUUCGUGAUCAAUUAGUUGAACAAGAACUUUAUAAAUUAUUCAUGUCUAGCUCUUCUUUAAGGCAUCUAGUUUUACCAAAGGUUCCUCUUUCUUAUUGUCCUGGUUUUGAUUUAUGCUUACAAAAACUUCGUGAACUCGUCUGUCGUUCUGAUCAACCUGUUGAUCUUUUUUAUGGUUUGGCUCAAAUUUGUAGAGGUAUCCAAGGAAUUAUUGUUGAUCCUUGUAUUGAUGAUAAUGCUGGUUUAGCUGCUCUUAUUGAAUUUCAAUCAAAUUUAAAAUAUUUGGAGAUUCAUGCUCCUGAAGCUCGUGCUGUUGAAUGUUCUUUAAUAGGUCAAGCUAUUGUGUCUCAGGCUCAUUCUUUAAUUUAUAUUCAUUUUCAAGGAUUUUUAUGUAUUCAUCCUUCAACUCUUGCUUCUCUAUCUAAUUUAAAGACUUUAAAACUUUUUAUGUCAGGUCAUAUAGCUAAUAUUCAACAAUUUGCUUCUUCAACUUUUCCAAAACUUGAAGUACUUGAUAUUUUUUGGGAUGAACAUACCCCUUUCGACAUUUUUACUAUGUUAAUUCGAAAUACAAAAGGUUCUCUUAAACGUAUAUAUUGGAAUACUGAUUGUCCUCCAAAAGAUUCCGAAGAUAUUCGAUAUUAUCUUAAUAUACUUACUCAUAAUGCUUUUUCAAAUCUUACAUUUGUUACCGUUUGGUGGACAGAAGAUGUUAAUCAAGAAUUUGAAAAAUUUUUAAGAUCUUGUAUAAAUUUACAAGCACUUAAAAUUUGUUCAUUUCCUUUGGAUGGGAUUCCACAAGCUAUAACUAGAUUAUUACAAAUUUUAUCAAAAUAUACCCCUCCUGGUUUAAACGUGCUAGAUAUUGAUGGUGAUUGGAUUUUAACACCUGAUCAUCUUCAAAAAUUUCUUGAAUCUUGGAAAAAAAAACCACGAUUAUCUUUAUUUAUAUCUCCCAAGAUUACUUUAUUAGAACAACAUAAACAUUUGAUAAAUCUUUAUCAAGAAAUGGGUGUUUUAAAACAUUUUCAGGAUGCGGAAUUCCUUGACGAAGUUGAAUAUUUAAAGGACAUUUUUGAUUUAUGGUUAUCAUCUUGA
Dentiscutata heterogama is the source of this 1491-nucleotide messenger RNA. The record is from the annotation of a GenBank genome assembly. NCBI's taxonomy places the organism in Eukaryota, Fungi, Glomeromycota, Glomeromycetes, Diversisporales, Gigasporaceae.